This is a messenger RNA of Nematocida parisii ERTm1, 930 nucleotides long. RefSeq lists its product as uncharacterized. NCBI's taxonomy places the organism in Eukaryota, Fungi, Microsporidia. The coding region runs from base 1 to 930 and encodes 309 amino acids. The transcript has a single exon. The record is from RefSeq and is a predicted model, not a curated record.
AUGAUGCUAACAGUGCAACACCUAGAAAAAGCGGGAUAUAAUAUUGUUUUUUAUCUGAUAGAAGAGAAUAUUAUGCAAAGCGAUCUUAUGUUCAUAGAAUUUGAGUGCGACAGCUAUAAACAGAUCAAUACAGAUGAUAAAAGCACCGAGCCCGAAUUAUCAUUAAGUUCCCCAAGAACCCCCUUAUUCCUUUCUAGUCUAAUGAUGUCUAUUAUAACAUUUUCUGAUCUUGAUUUAGGAGAUGCAGCAAAAGAAUAUUUUGCUCGGCACCAUAACUAUAAGAACAUGGCUCCUAUUAAAGUUAAAUAUAAAGACCGGGUUUAUCAGAGGCUUAAGAAUUCUAAAAAUGAAAAGUUAUUAAGGAAUCUUAAAACUUACUAUAAUAACUUCAUUAUAAAGAAUUCAAAUGACACAUAUGAAGACAUACACUGCUAUUGCAUGAAUAUUCGAGAAGAAUGGAAUGGCAGAAUAUGCCAUCUGAAGUGGGUGUUCCGAAUAUAUAAAAGUGUAAAUGAGUAUACCUGGUAUGUAUUUAAUAAUACAGACAUGGAUAAAAGACCAUGCUCACAGAAAUUGGCAAAAAGCAUUAUUAAAUCUUUUAUGGAUACAGCAAUUAACACACAACUAGGCAGUGACAUGGUCAACUAUGGAUUCUGUCUUUAUAAAUCAUCAGAUAGUGGUUAUAAUAGUUCUUCAAUUGUUUGUUGUAACAUGAAUAAAGUACUUAGUAAAUUAUCGACAAAACAAGAGCACAUUGGCAACUCUAGUAAACAUUCAGAGAAACUCAAUCAGACUAGGUUGUUAGAAAUACUAAACGCUUCACGCGGGAUUAUUUUUAUAAAAAACACAAAUUAUAGAAUGACAAACUAUGGUCUACAUACAGAGAUUCUAGACAUCUUAAUACAGUCAUUUGAUAGCUAUAUAGAAUAA